UCCAAUCAGAAGCUGACAAGGCCCACGCAGUCGCCGUCCAUGGCAAUGGAAGAAUGAAUGAAUCCCUCCCCCAAAGAAAUGAACAAGACAAGAACAAAGACAAAGCGGAGCAAGACAACCUUCUUCUCUUUCUCGGCUCUUGGCCUCUUUUCUUGGCCAUGUGUCGUCAACUUUCGUUCUGCUAUUUCUCCUUCCUUUUUUUGGUUUUCUUGACUGGAUUCUUGAUCGUUCAUGGCGAAUCAAAUUUCUCCCCAUCUUCUUUUACGCCCAUCAAUCGCGAUCUCUACCAUUCCAGUAAUGAUUUGAUCGAGCAGAUGAAGUCUUUAGUCCAUCGUCACCCAGAUAAAUUCAAUAUUGAGUCAAUCCAAGCUGGAAACAAAGGCUAUGAGGCAGAAGUCACAGUCAUUACUUAUUGCAGCAGUGGUAGCGAGAGUGAUGACAGGUCAAAGUUCCGGAUCCUUCUUACUUUUGGACAGCAUGGGAGGGAGCUCAUUACAUCUGAACUUGCAUUCAGGAUAUUGUCAAUUUUAAGUGAAGAACAGUUCCUACCAGAUAUGGAUCAAGCUUCAUUAAACAGUACACUCAGCAAGCUUGUCAUAAAGUUGGUACCAAUGGAGAACUUGAAUGGCCGCAAACUUGUCGAGGAAGGACAACUUUGUGAACGGAGAAAUGGGAGAGGAGUUGAUCUGAAUCGAAAUUGGAGCGUAGAUUGGGGAAAGAAAGAAAAGGAUUAUGAUCCAUAUGAAGAGAACCCUGGAACUGCACCCUUUAGUGAACCUGAAAGUCAGAUAAUGCGAAAGCUUGCCAUAUCAUUUGAUCCUCAUAUAUGGGUUAAUGUUCACUCUGGAAUGGAGGCGUUGUUUAUGCCCUAUGACCACAAAAACACAACCCCUGAAGGGUUGCCUUCGCAAAAGAUGAGGUCCUUGCUUGAAGAACUGAAUAAACUCCACUGCCAUAACCACUGCAUGAUUGGUUCAGGCGGAGGCUCUGUUGGCUAUCUAGCCCAUGGAACAGCCACGGAUUACAUGUAUGACAUCGUGAGGGUGCCCAUGGCUUUCACCUUUGAGAUCUAUGGAGAUGACACAGCGUCAUCAAAAGACUGCUUUAAAAUGUUUAAUCCAGUUGACCAAGCUACCUUCAACCAAGUUCUCAAUGAUUGGUCAGCUGCAUUUUUCAUGAUAUUCAACCUGGGACCAUAUCAACUGGAUGAAAUCCAUUCAAAAUCCUCCGUGGUCAGCUUGGACAAGUGGGUAUCCAUUGAUGAAUAUCUUGAGGGAUACUUGAUGCAGAGGACAAACCGAUACGGGAAGAAGAUAGAAGUAAUUGAUUUUGGAAUGCAGGAGAUAAGAACGUACUUCAGGCUCUUCUUGUUGUCCUCAGUGCUGUUAAUGUUUAUGUUUUGUUCUAGAAUUUCAAAGAGCAAAUUUAGUCGGCCAAUUGUUCCUUCCUUGCCUCUCUGAACCUUUUUUUGUAGGUUUUUCGAGAGAAGUAUAUAGAAGUUUGAUUAUAUUAAUUUUGUGUAGGAAAGGUUUGUUUUGAUUUAUAACAGUACACCUCCCACAUUUUUUUUCCUCUGUGAUGUAACAUCAAUUUCAACUGAAUGAAUUGCUCAUUAACUUGAAUUAGGCUACUAACUUCGAUGUUAAUGUCACUCUAGACUUUCAUUGCUGAA
This is a messenger RNA of Carica papaya (papaya), 1672 nucleotides long. Its product is annotated as Zn-dependent exopeptidases superfamily protein. Gene Ontology annotation, molecular function: metallocarboxypeptidase activity; zinc ion binding. Lineage: Eukaryota; Viridiplantae; Streptophyta; Magnoliopsida; Brassicales; Caricaceae. The record is from RefSeq and is a predicted model, not a curated record. Gene Ontology annotation, biological process: proteolysis.